UCAGUUGCGAAGUUGAUGUUGAUUUGUUUUGCUUCUUAUCAUCGCAAGAAAUGGCAACUAACAGACCAUUAGAUAUUCGGUGGAUUAGAAGAUAUAAAGCGUUUUACAUUGCUGGUGUGAUUAUAUUUUGUAUACAGAUUUUAUUAGCGUAUUUCUUCCUAGCAAGUCAUGAUGAAAGUCGGAAAAAUGAUCGAGAUUUCCAGUCUGGAAAAGGCAGAUGGAACUUGGAGGUUGCUGAUGACAAGCGGAGAAAAGAGUUCCGUGGUGACAGAGAAAAUGUCCUGGGAGUUGAUGAUGAAGAUAAUCCUGCCAAUAGUAACUCAAUAAUUAGCGAACUCACCCGGAACAAGGUGCUGCCAGACAAGUUGGAAGACAGGCGAAUUGAUAACAAAGUGCCUCAAAUUAGUAAAUUAUCAAAUGUCUCCCAUUUGCGGCUGGAAGAACUAGACUUUGUCCCGCUAUGUGAUAUUACUGGCAAAGAAGCCAUCUCUGCCAUUCACCGUGCCAAAACGCAGUAUUGUAAACAAGAAAUAUCCAAUAUCUCGUGCCUUAUCGCAGAAGGUUUGCUUUAUCCCAAGAAGUUACCACACCUAUGCGCCAUCUCAGAAACUGGGAAGUCUCUUGGUUGUUUUCAAGAUGGUAAGUCCAAGCGUCUCCUGUCCAGUUACUAUGUCAGCUUAAAGUUCAACAACUCACCUAGCAAUUGUGUCAAUUUGUGCCUUCAAUCCGGCUUCUCAUACGCUGGAGUUCAACUAAGCACGGAAUGUUUCUGUGGUAAUGAAAAACCACCGUCUUCAUUCCAACUUCCAGACUCAUCUUGCAACAUGAAAUGCCCUGCUGACACCCACCAGAUGUGCGGAGGAUAUCUCACCUCUAACAUCUAUCAAACUGGUAUCGCAAAGUUUUCCGCCAGAAGUGUAAAGGACUCAUUUGAGGAGAGGGAACAUGACUCUUCUCCACUUAGAAUAGCAUUUUUACUAACUUUGAAUGGUCGAGCAGUACGACAAGUUCACAGACUGAUAAAAACCCUGUUCCACAGGAAUCAUUUCUUUUUCAUUCACGUAGAUGCUCGUCAAGACUAUUUAUUUCGAGAGCUCUUGGCCUUGGAGCUUCAUUUGCCAAAUGUACGCCUCUCUAGGCGGCGACAUGCAACCAUUUGGGGUGGUGCAUCCUUGUUAACGAUGCUCCUUGAGUCCAUGUCGGAACUGGUCAAUUCUGCAUGGGACUGGGACUUUGUCAUCAAUUUGAGUGAAUCUGAUUUUCCGGUCAAAACAAAUGCUCAGCUGGUUUCAUUCCUUUCGGCAAACCGGAAUGUCAAUUUUGUCAAGUCGCAUGGGCGAGAAGUGCAGCGAUUCAUUCAGAAACAAGGGCUAGAUAAGACAUUUGUUGAAUGUGAAGCACACAUGUGGCGAGUUGGUGACCGGGUCUUGCCAACAGGUAUUGUCAUGGAUGGCGGCAGCGACUGGAUUGCCCUCUCAAGGUCAUUUGUAAACUACAUUGCCGCAUCAGAACAGGAUGAACUCAUCAAGGGACUCAUAGUCUUAUUCAAGUACACACUUUUACCUGCUGAGUCAUUUUUCCACACUGCCUUGCGGAAUUCCAUUUUCUGUGACUCCUAUGUAGAUAACAAUUUACAUGUAACCAACUGGAAGCGGCGUCUUGGUUGCAAGUGUCAAUACAAACAUGUUGUAGACUGGUGUGGUUGUAGUCCUAACAAUUUUAGACCAGAGGAUUGGUCUAGAAUACAGGGUACAGAAGAGAAGAACAUUUUUUUCGCUCGGAAAUUUGAACCAAUUGUCAGCCAAACUGUCAUCAGCCAGGUUGAAGAGUGGUUGUAUGGUCCAUAUCCCCAAGGGAUACCAAAUUUGUUGAGCUACUGGCAAAGCACUUACCACUACGCUGAUUUGAGUCCACAGACAAAUGAUGCUCUGGUCACCAUCGCAACUAGCCUUGCUCGCAUUGCAAGUAAACAACUAUCCAACCCUUUAUGCGCAGCCAUACCUGUGAAACUGCUACAAAUUCAUACUUAUUUGCACAACGAUCAGUAUGAGGGAUCAUUAAUCCUGUAUGAAGUGUUGUACAAAAGUUCCGCAAUCAACAGUUCCCAGCUUGAAACCAUGAUCAAGCCAAAGAAUUUCUUCAAGAAGCUGACUUCAAGUGGACCAAUUUCAAGACUGAAAGUGUUGUCUAUAAGCUCUGACUAUGACCAGAAGGAGCAGAUGUCACGUGAUUUUAUGCAAGUGAUUGGCCCGUUCUCUGAGCCUCACGCCAUCUACCAGUGGAUCUCUGGUAAAGAUCAUGUCAACUUGACUUUUCUUUGGCUAGAUCCCACGAACACACUUGCUGAGGCUUCUUAUGUCUACAUGGAUGAGUCGGCUUCGAUAAGCUUCACAAAACCAGUGCUGAAAACUCCAUUGCUGCCUGGUGUUUGGCAAGUGAAAGUUGUUCUGAAUAGUCAGAUUGUCGCUCAAACUGAAUUUUUUGUCACUCCAUUGGAAUUUGUGGGCGGACAAAUCAUCUCCCAGCAGCAAACAAGUUUUUUGCAUAAUGGUCCGAGUCAAAGUUACAAAGUUAAGCAUGAGGACUGGAAACAUAUACUCGGUGACAAGGACUCAGAUUCUGCCAAUACUCUAGACCGCAAAGCUGUGAUAAAUUCCCGUAGAUUUGGUCUGGACCUUCGACAGUGGAUUGAUAGUCUUGUUACUAGGUUUUACUCUGUGAUCAAAUCGUGUUCUGUAAACUUGUUAAAUGUAAGCAACUGCGAGCCAAAAGAGAUUUGUUCUGCCACACUUUGGAGCACUUUUGCUGUGGAUCCAAAAUCACAAAUCACCAGUAUUAACAAAACAUCUGGUGGUUUAAAUAGGUGGUGAAGAAGAAAUCUCUGCUCAGAACUGUAUUUUUUUGUAAUAUUGAAGACUAAUAUCGAAUGCCAUAACCUUAAUUUAAGAAAGGAAUAUUUAUUUCUUAAGAACGUUUUACUUACUGAAAUAAGUAUGAAAACCUACAUACUUUUUUUAAUUUGUUGUUGAGACUGUCAUUUAUUUUCAGCUAGUCUAGCUCCAUAGUCCACUGAAGUUUUUGAUAACCUAAGGGCAUAUUACUGUCAAUCAAUUUCUUAUUUUACCUUUAAGUAUUAAAAUUUUACUUUAAACUUGAGUUUUGCCUCGGAAUGUCUCCCACCGGUGGAGAUCCAAAAAUCUAAAAACAAAGAGAGACAUUGAAAAGUCUUAGAAUUUUGAAAACCAAGAAAACUUGUCACUCUCCAAGCGAUUCUUUGGACAAAUGACCUGCAAAAUUAUGAUCAAGUCAAAAAUUUCAAGCUGAUAAACAGCGUUCAACUGGGAAUUUACUUGCCUUUACGCCAUUAGCUUUCUAGAUACGCCGGUGCAGGGGACUUCCAGAAGAAUCAAACUUGAUUUCUAGUUUUUAAUUUGUUCCUCUUUUUUUUUUAAGUACCUCCUACUUAAUUUUAACAGGCCAUGAUU
Messenger RNA from Bemisia tabaci, 3485 nucleotides. RefSeq names its product Xylosyltransferase oxt (gene oxt). NCBI's taxonomy places the organism in Eukaryota, Metazoa, Arthropoda, Insecta, Hemiptera, Aleyrodidae. Gene Ontology annotation, biological process: chondroitin sulfate proteoglycan biosynthetic process; heparan sulfate proteoglycan biosynthetic process. Gene Ontology annotation, cellular component: membrane. The record is from RefSeq and is a predicted model, not a curated record. Gene Ontology annotation, molecular function: protein xylosyltransferase activity.